Brienomyrus brachyistius is the source of this 2010-nucleotide messenger RNA. It is a transcript of the gene jun, whose product is annotated as Jun proto-oncogene, AP-1 transcription factor subunit. The transcript has a single exon. Gene Ontology annotation, biological process: regulation of cell population proliferation; regulation of transcription by RNA polymerase II; regulation of cell cycle. Bases 455 to 1402 code for a protein of 315 amino acids. The record is from RefSeq and is a predicted model, not a curated record. Lineage: Eukaryota; Metazoa; Chordata; Actinopteri; Osteoglossiformes; Mormyridae. Gene Ontology annotation, cellular component: transcription regulator complex. Gene Ontology annotation, molecular function: transcription factor binding; DNA-binding transcription factor activity, RNA polymerase II-specific; RNA polymerase II cis-regulatory region sequence-specific DNA binding.
AGCAGAUAAGGUUAGCUUCCACGCUGGAGUUCAGAGUAUAUAGAUCAUUGCAGAGGAAGUGCUGGUGUCUGAGAAAGUGUGUAAACGCAGCACCAACUUCAUUACUAUCUUAUUUUGAUUCCGAGACAUAGGCUUGAGGAGGUUAGAGAUCGGUACACGGGAACUUUACAUAAGUUUUUGUCGUGUUCCACAUCUGACUCGCCUUCCUGGCCGGUUGUCCGAAACCGACAUUUAAAACUGGAUUAAGUGGGAGUAGCGACAGUUUUCCCGAUCCGCAAGAUCCCAGCAAAGGCGGCUGUUAAACUCUGAACCCUCAACGGGAGGCGCAGACUGUCCUGCAGCGGCUUGAGGAAUCACUGAGCGCUACUUGUAAACUUUUGGAGAAGUUCCGAAUCCCGAAGACGGCUGUCCCGCAGCAUCGAGUCGUGCUGGUCACUCCUCUGUGUUUACCAAGAUGGAAACUACUUUCUACGACGACUCUCUGAACAGCGCCUUCUCUCAGCACGGCAGUCCCGGCUACGGAUACAACCACAGGGUGUCCAAGCAAAACAUGACGCUCAACCUGACCGACCCCACGGGGAGCCUUAAACCUCACCUUCGGGCGAAAGCUAGCGACAUACUGACCUCCCCAGACGUGGGGCUGCUGAAGCUGGCCUCCCCGGAGCUGGAGCGGCUCAUCAUCCAGUCCAGUAACGGUCUGAUCACCACCACCCCGACCCCGACUCAAUUCAUCUGUCCGAAGAACGUGACGGACGAGCAGGAGGGCUUCGCCGAGGGCUUUGUCAGGGCACUGGCGGAGUUGCACCACCAACACAUGCCCAAUGUCACGUCUGCCCCACAGACCAGCGUCAACAGCGCUCUGGCACCAGUCUCCUCCGUGGCGGGCAGCACGGCUUACAGCUCCACCAUGCGCUCCGACCCACCUGUGUACGCCGACCUGAACACUUUCAACCCGGCCAUCAGCGCCGCGCAGGCGUCCGGCUACAGCGGCGCAAACUCGGCUCUCAGCUACUCCACAGCUGCAGCGCCCCAGCACCCCAUCAGCACGCUGCCCGUCCAGCACCCGAGGCUGCCGACCCUGAAGGAGGAGCCACAGACGGUGCCCGAGAUGCCGGGCGAGACCCCUCCGCUGUCCCCCAUCGACAUGGAGAGCCAGGAGCGCAUCAAGGCGGAGAGAAAGCGCAUGAGGAACAGGAUCGCCGCCUCCAAGUGCCGCAAGAGGAAGCUGGAGAGGAUCUCAAGGCUGGAGGACAAAGUAAAGAACCUCAAGUCGCAAAACUCGGAGCUGGCGUCCACGGCGAACAUGCUGCGGGAGCAGGUCGCGCAGCUCAAGCAGAAGGUCAUGAAUCACGUCAACAGUGGAUGCCAGCUCAUGUUGACACAGCAGCUGCAGACUUUCUGAAGAAAGACGCUCAGAGGGGGAGAGAGAAAGGACUAACCCAACCAAAAAGGGGGGAUCUGCAAGCUGAAGUGGCGGUAUGGCAUCCUGCGCCUUACUGGCCAGACCAGGAUCGCCUCUCGUCCCAGCGCCCAGGAGUUUCGGCGCGACAGGAUGGGUGGGGGGAGGGUUUCCGAAAGAUGUCAAAAAGCUACAAACGGCACGCAUUCUCACUGUUUUGUUUCAUGCUGUUAUGUGGUAAGAUGAGACUUAACCUUCUCUUCGACCAAGUCUUGCAUGGACCCAGCCUUGGACAUCAUUCAGUAUUAAAGUGCGAUAGAUUAGCUGCCCGUUUCGCUGCGCCAGUUCAAAGGCGUGUCCCGUAAAAGGCUUUUGAUUUUAAAAGCUGCCCAACUCGAGUUAUAAAUGGACAAUUCUUUUCUUAAUUGUAAUGAAUUGUUAGCUUCGAGUUUUCUUUUCUUCAAGUUGUUUAAUGGGGUUUAACUCAUUGUUACCUGUACAUAAUGCGAAUCUGGGGUAUUUCAGUUUACCAUUUUAAUACAGUAAUUUUACGUUCUGAGAACCUCAAACUAAUCAAUAUUUAAGAAUUGUAAUAAAGUGUAAAAUUUUAA